UACUGCGCCGACUUUCCAAGCGAGUAGAAGAAUUAACUCUCGUUUCGUUCUCGUUUUUCAUUGGCUGUCGGCGUGACGUGAGACGCACGCACGCACGCACGCACGUACGUGGGCGCCGCUGCUUCCAUUUGACGACCCUGAACAGCAAAUUUGAAGAUGUUGGUCCUGGUGUUAGGCGACCUGCACAUCCCGCACCGCUGCAACACGCUGCCGGCCAAGUUCAAGAAGCUUCUGGUGCCGGGAAAGAUCCAACACAUCCUCUGCACCGGAAAUCUGUGCACCAAGGAGAGCUACGACUACUUGAAGACGCUCGCCGGCGACGUCCACGUCGUACGCGGGGACUUUGACGAGAACCUGAACUACCCGGAGCAGAAGGUGGUGACGGUGGGCCAGUUCAAGAUCGGCCUGAUCCACGGCCACCAGGUGAUCCCGUGGGGGGACGUGGCCAGCCUGGCGCUGCUGCAGCGGCAGCUGGACGUCGACAUCCUCAUCUCGGGACACACGCACAAGUUCGAGGCCUUCGAGAACGAGAACAAGUUCUACAUCAACCCGGGAUCCGCCACCGGAGCCUACAGCGCGCUAGAAAGCAACAUCAUCCCGUCGUUCGUGCUGAUGGACAUUCAGGCGUCCACGGUGGUGACGUACGUCUACCAGCUGAUCGGAGACGACGUCAAAGUCGAAAGAAUCGAGUACAAGAAGUCUUAGCCGGUAGCGCCCGCCGCUUCCAAUCCAUUCUUCUCCGCUGGGGGGGGGGGCGAUAUAUAAUCGCCCUGUAUUAUAUUGUCGAUAGCUUGCAAUGCAGUUUCAUCAUUCCGACGAUGAAUGCCAAACACGUUUCACGCGCUAACUUCGUAACAACCUUUAGCUUCCUUAAUUUCCACCCGACAUCCAACUUUGUUGAUUUUUCAGUUAUGCCAUUUACACCCUUUUUGUUUUGUUUUUGUUUUCUUUAAAUGAUCUUCCCACGGGAACCUCCAAAGUUUGAAUUGUGUAAAGGAUUUUCUGUCGGGUCAUCUUGAAACCUUUGAAUAAAAUUUUGAUCCAGAA
Syngnathoides biaculeatus (alligator pipefish) is the source of this 1047-nucleotide messenger RNA. It is a transcript of the gene vps29, whose product is annotated as VPS29 retromer complex component. Gene Ontology annotation, biological process: retrograde transport, endosome to Golgi; intracellular protein transport. The coding region runs from base 157 to 705 and encodes 182 amino acids. The record is from RefSeq and is a predicted model, not a curated record. The transcript is spliced from 4 exons. Lineage: Eukaryota; Metazoa; Chordata; Actinopteri; Syngnathiformes; Syngnathidae. Gene Ontology annotation, cellular component: endosome; retromer complex.